This is a messenger RNA of Histoplasma capsulatum G186AR, 1047 nucleotides long. Its product is annotated as protein kinase. The record is from RefSeq and is a predicted model, not a curated record. Gene Ontology annotation, biological process: protein phosphorylation; intracellular signal transduction. Gene Ontology annotation, molecular function: ATP binding; protein serine/threonine kinase activity. Lineage: Eukaryota; Fungi; Ascomycota; Eurotiomycetes; Onygenales; Ajellomycetaceae. The transcript is spliced from 2 exons. The coding region runs from base 1 to 1047 and encodes 348 amino acids.
AUGGGUUUCCACUACACUGACACUCUCGAGAAACAUAAUUGGGUUGGCGGUGGGGCCUACGCUUAUGUCUACCACGUCAGUCCAACUAUUGUGGUGAAAACUGUUCGUCCCGACCGAAGUCCUGAGGAGGAGAUGGAAGAGCAUCCUUUGCUCAAGGAUAUCGCUUUUUACAAACGUCUUAAUGAGCGUCAGGACCGAUGUCCAAAUAUUGUGGAUUGUUUUGUCAUGCUUCCAGAUCAUCUUUUUCUAUCAUAUUGUGCGAAUAAUGCAAUCAUCUGGCGCUUUCAUGAACGCCAGGAGCGAGAAGGUGAUCAUAUUCUUGGGCGUCUUAUCCGCGUGAAGGAUUACGAGGAUCCUGCUCUCAUCGCUCGAUGGAUACAACAACUCACAUCUGCCCUUGAAUAUGUGGAGGAAAUGGGUUUCUGUCACAAUGAUCUAAACACAACCAAUUGCCUUCUUGAUGGGAACUUCAAUUUGAAGCUGACUGAUUUCGGUCGCGCCACCACCAUUGGGCAGUUUCUAGAAUAUACCAGUGCUCCAUGGGCCAUACGAUUAACUGCCGGGCCCUUGAAAGGCACUUAUGGCCUCUGCUCUGCCAGGACUGAACAGUUCGCCGUUGGGUCAAUCCUCUACUUCAUGGUAUACGGUCACAAACCCUAUGAAGACAUUAACCUAGAUGGGCGGGAAUUGGAACACCGAUUUGCGGAAAUGAAGUUCCCGGAGCUAAACCGCCACAAAAUCUUUGAUGGUCUCAUUUUUGGUUGUUGGUAUAAUGUCUAUCCUACUAUGGCUCUGGUAGCAUACGAUUUCAAGCGCAAAACAAAAGACAUUGCAUCGAUCACAGAAUAUGAAACUAUUGACCGCACAAAGGAGGAAAAAACUUGCGAAGCACUGAUCCAAAAAGGAAUAUUGGGUCCGGAAUUGGCGCUUCGCUUUCAGCCACUCUGGCGAAAGUAUCUACAUGCAGCAAGCAAGAAUCCGGUUUUGGCUCUGGCCUUGAUCGAUAAUCCGCUGGAACCGAACUUUGCAUACUCGGAUCGCUAUUGA